Molecule: messenger RNA, 2937 nt
Organism: Pyricularia grisea
Lineage: Eukaryota; Fungi; Ascomycota; Sordariomycetes; Magnaporthales; Pyriculariaceae
Exons: 8
Coding region: 116-2527 (803 amino acids)
Biological process (GO): exocytosis; Golgi to plasma membrane transport; intracellular protein transport
Cellular component (GO): exocyst; membrane
Source: RefSeq, a predicted model, not a curated record
GGCAUCUCGAGUCCUCAGCCGGAGGGGUGGGAUUUGAGGUUAUAAUUUGGAUUUGCAUAUCGACCGACUUGAAGUUCAUAAUCUCGCGGCGCGCUCAGCGCCCGCCCUCAUAAAAAUGCCGCGGAAGCCGCAGUCAUACGACAAUUACGGCGCUGCCGUCCCCGAGAUAAUUCUCGCUUCUUCCGACUCCGACUUCCUCGACCAGCUCAUUCCGGUUCUCAAAGAUGCUUCCCAGGGAGGGCGCAUGGGCGCUCUCGUGCAAAACUUCUCGCAGUAUGCCGCCGAACGCGAGUCCGAGAUCGAGAUGGUGGGCUUGACGAAGCACGAAGAGUUUUUGGGAUCUGUGAACCAGCUCCAGAAGGUCCGGGAAGGCACUGUCAAACUGACGGCCGAGAUUCUAGAGCUGAACCAAUCGAUACAGGCCAGCACAGAGAAGCUGGCGGAGCAGAAGCAGAGCCUGGUCAACACAAGGGCGGUCCGUCAAAACAUUGCCGACGCGUCUGAGGUGCUUAAAGAGUCACUAAAAAUCCUACAUGCUGUGAAUAACGCCCUUGACUUGAUCCGGAAGAAGAACUACUACGCGGCACUCAAGUCGCUUGACGACCUCCAGAAUGAGUUCCUUAUUCCCACGAUACAAAACAAAUAUGCAACCCAGCACAAACUGGCAGACCUCAUACAAAAAUCCAUCCCAGCAUGGCAGAAAUCCAUCUGCGAUGCUGUCAUGACCGACCUCAACACAUGGCUGUUUCGCAUUAGGGAGACAUCACAAUAUUUAGGAGAGGUGGCAAUGUGGCACACCGAGCUGCGGAGGGAACGCCAGCGCGAACGUGUGGAGACAAACGACUUCCUGAAGCGGUUCAGACUCAACUCGGCCAUCGAGCUUGUUUUCGACGAAUCGGAGGAAUUUGAUGUGCUGGAUAACGAAGAGUUGCAGGUCGACUUUACGCCAUUGUUCGAAGCGGUCCAUAUCCAUGAUGCCCUCACGCAGGUGGAAAGGUUCAAAUCCGAUUACGCCGCAACGAGACGGCAGCAGAAGGACCUGUUGAUGCCAACCAGGGUGAAUCUAGAAGGCGAGGAGGAACCGACUUUGAGUGCCUUGUUGGAGGGCAUAGCGGGUUUUGCCAUCAUCGAAAAGGCAACGAUGCAACGUGUGCCGCAGCUCAGGUCUCCAGUAGAUGUGGACGAGCUGUGGGACUCGCUGUGUCGGUCAGCCAUUGCCCUUGUCACAAAGGCAUUGAAGGAUGUUACAAAUGCGGAGAUUCUACUCAACAUGAAAGUCCGGAUUGCUUUGUUCAUACAGACUAUGGAGGGCUGGGGAUACUCAGUUUCAGUGCUGGAUAACUUCCUCCUGACGCUGUUUGACAAGUAUGCCGAGCUUCUUAAGCGUCGCUUCAGCGAAGACUUCCAGGAGGUACGAUCUCUUACCUGCCCGGAUCCACACGCUCUGGCCUUUACUGGUAUAUCUGAACUUGGGAAGGCUAACAUCCCGUAUCAUCAGAUUGUCUCUACCGACGACUAUAUGCCCAUGGCUAUUAAUAACCUCGAGGAAUAUGAAAAAGUUGUUAAUGUCAGCUGGUUCACACCCGAGAAACCUGCUGAGGAGUUGAGCUUCCCAUGCGUUCUUCCGUUCUCCCAGAUGUACCCACUGUGCUGUAUAGAUAUAAGGAAUUUCCUCAACCAGUUCUAUUUCUUUUCGGAUGAUCACUUUCAGCACCCCAAUAUCAUCGACGAAACUCUCAGAAAGUCACUGGACUCCCUUCUCACGGAGAAGGUGUGCCAAUCGCUGGUUGAGCGGCUGAAUUCUCAGUACUUGGGCCAGAUUGUUCAAAUUUUGAUCAACUUAGAGCACUUUGAGAUUGCAUGCCAGGAGCUUGAGCAACUGCUCAUUAGAGCUAGAUCCUCGACUUCAGCAGGCGGGCCUGUGACUCUCAGCGCCACAGAGCAGUUCCGAAGUAAUAAGAAGACUGCGGAGAAGCGGAUAUUCGAGCUUGUAAACUCCAAGAUUGAUGAUCUUGUUGACACGGCCGAAUACGAUUGGACUGCCGCCAACCCCCAACUGGAACCAAGUAACUUCAUACAAACCUUGACUCGCUAUCUCGCCAACAUCAUGAGCUCUACACUCCUAGGUCUGCCACGAGAAAUCAAGGAGCUUAUUUACUUUGAUGCCUUGAGCCAUGCGGCAGACAAGAUAUUGACAUUGCCGAUGGCCCCGGAGGUGAAGCGAAUCAACCCCAACGGCGUGCAGGCUAUGGAGACGGAUGUGCGCUACCUGACCGAAUUCGUGGAGAGCCUGGACAAUUCUUUCAUGCUCACACAGACGCUGGACGAGCUUCAACAAACCGUGGAGCUCAUGAAGUCCGGCAACAGCGACGAGUUCUUCGAAGCUGCAGUGCGGAACAAGAAGUAUCCCCGAGUCAACGCCAUGAACGGACCUAUCUUGCUUGAGAAGUUGUCAACCACGGUGGAAAAUACUCCCAAGGGCACACCUGCGCUUGCGGGAUUCUCAUCUCGUUUUGGUUUCAGCUGAUCUACUCUCAGCUCUGGAAGGGGCAUUUUCGCGUUGAAAGUUUUGCCCGGGUAUUUUUGAGUUGUGGAACACAGCACACAGCACAGGCCAAAAUCAAGUAAUUCUUUUCUCAGUGAACGCUGUUUGUUUAAAGAAAAAACCGACGUCAUGUACUCCGUCACUCAUGGAUAUCCCUCAAAAAUGGCGUCUCUGUAGGUCCACCCAAUCUCAGAGUCCCUCACGCCUCCAAAUGUACAGUGCUAUGAAUAGAAACAAGAAGAAAAAGAUAUGGAAAGUCAAUCCCUUGGGGUGAGGAAGAAGCUAUUUACGUAGCACAUUCGCGAUACACGCCAGGUUUUUCAAGGGAAUCUAAAAAAAAAAAAAAAAAAAAAAAAAAAAAAAACGCCUGUUAUCUUUCAGUUUUUGGCCCA